Synchytrium microbalum is the source of this 465-nucleotide messenger RNA. RefSeq lists its product as uncharacterized. The coding region runs from base 1 to 465 and encodes 154 amino acids. Gene Ontology annotation, molecular function: glutathione transferase activity; glutathione peroxidase activity. The transcript has 4 exons. Gene Ontology annotation, cellular component: membrane; endoplasmic reticulum; nuclear envelope. The record is from RefSeq and is a predicted model, not a curated record. NCBI's taxonomy places the organism in Eukaryota, Fungi, Chytridiomycota, Chytridiomycetes, Synchytriales, Synchytriaceae.
AUGUCCACUGAAGUCUUUACCGUCACUCUAGGCAAGGAGUAUGGAUAUGUCUUGCUUACUGCCAUCACGAUGCAAAUACAAAUGAUCCUCACUGGUGCAGCCAUUGGUUCUCAACGAAAGAAGCACGGCGUCAAGUACCCAGACAUGGGCUCUGGUCGUCACGCUGCAAAGCUCACUGAAGCUGCUUGGACUGAAUUCAACAACUACCAACGAGCACAUUACAACUAUGUCGAGAACAUCACUCCUGUCACUGUCUUGCUCUUGACUGGAGGCUUGUUCUAUCCUCUUGUCUCUGCAGGCCUUGGUGUCACCUACAUUGUUGGACGUUACGUGUAUUCUACCGGCUACACUUCCUCUGGUGCCAAUGGCCGCGGUAUCGGUGCUGGUAUUCUUCACAUUGGAGAUAUUGGGCUACUGGGAGUCUCCGUCUACGGAAUUCUCCACAAGGUCCUUGGUCUCUUCUAA